Solea senegalensis (Senegalese sole) is the source of this 7248-nucleotide messenger RNA. It is a transcript of the gene kcnh7a, whose product is annotated as potassium channel, voltage gated eag related subfamily H, member 7. Lineage: Eukaryota; Metazoa; Chordata; Actinopteri; Pleuronectiformes; Soleidae. Gene Ontology annotation, cellular component: membrane. The transcript is spliced from 19 exons. Bases 398 to 4132 code for a protein of 1244 amino acids. The record is from RefSeq and is a predicted model, not a curated record. Gene Ontology annotation, biological process: membrane repolarization during action potential; potassium ion transmembrane transport. Gene Ontology annotation, molecular function: inward rectifier potassium channel activity.
UUCCCUUCACAACAGUGCGCCCCCCACGCACCCUCCCACUCCACGCACACGCUCGCUCAUCGCCGUGUUUUCGAGGAGAUGGUGGUUGAUCCGCGGCUGCUUCUCUCUUUUCUUUGCAGCUUCACGUCGGCGAGCAGCGCAGGGUGAAAGAGCCUCUGCGAUGCGUUCAACCGGGGACGCGUCGUAGUUGAAGUGAGGGAGAACUCGGGGGUCGGCGUGGAAGAACAAAGCAAAGGGGGGAGAUAUUUCCUAUAAGGAUGAGUGACUGGUGACAAAGAAAACGGGGAGCCCCUCUGGCUUUGGUUGAACUUGACGGCAGGCGUUUUGGGGGCUCGCUCUCACUUGGACAGCCAGAAAUUAUCAUAUUCUCACCAUCAUUAUUUUUUGGAGGGGAACCAUGCCUGUCCGGAGGGGUCAUGUUGCGCCACAAAACACGUUUCUGGGAGUAAUUAUUCGCAAAUUCGAAGGACAAAAUAAGAAGUUCAUCAUAGCUAAUGCCCGGGUGCAGAACUGCGCUAUCAUCUACUGCAAUGACGGCUUCUGCGAGAUGACAGGCUUUUCCAGGCCGGACGUCAUGCAGAAGCCGUGCACAUGUGACUUCCUGCACGGCCAGUUGACCAGUCGGCACGCAGUGGCCCAGGUGGCGCAGGCUCUGCUGGGCUCAGAGGAGCGCAAGGUGGAGAUCACUUACCACCGCAAAGAUGGUUCAAACUUCCUCUGCGCCACCCAUAUCAUCCCCGUGAAGAACGAGGAGGGCGUGGUCAUGAUGUUCAUCCUCAACUUCGAUUACAUCCUGGAGGAAGGCAGCAGUGACUCCCUGGAGAGACUCAAUCACACCUCACCUUCCAAAGCUGACCAACGGAAAGGGAGAUUCUUUCGUUUCCGUUUCCCAGCCUUACCUCUUCGGGGCAUCAGUAAGCAGUCCCUGCCCCAGGAAGACCCUGACGUCGUCAUGGUGGACUCUCCCCGUCACAGUGACGGCUCUGUGGCUACACAUGACUACCAACUCCCCACCACCCGCGAGAGCUGCAGCCCCUCAUAUGCUAACGACACUCGAGCCCUCAUUGAGCCCAGUCAUUGUUCCACCCCUGUGUCUGGGCCUUUGGACCACUCAUCACCCAAGGGCCCCUGGGACAGGAUAUACCAGGACCAAGCCAUUGGCCAGACCCAAAAGCCGGACCAGGAGGACACAUUAACUGCGGCUCCAUCAAUCCCGGGCCUCACUCCGACUGCUUCCAGAGAGAGUAUGUGCAGUAUUCGUAGAGCCUCGUCUGUACAUGAUAUGGAAGGCUUUGGGGCCAACUCCAAGAUGGCAUUCAGAGACAGACAUGCCAGUGAAGACAAUGGGCGCAAUAUCAAAGUAUCUCGCUCCUGGAUGGCUGGGGGGCCACUUAGCCAAAUCAGAUCCAGCCUGCUCGGCUCCACCUCUGACUCCAACCUGAACAAGUACAGCACCAUCAACAAGAUCCCCCUCAUCACACUCAACUUCUCUGAGGUCAACAAUGAGAAGAAGUGUCCCUCGCCCCCUUCCUCUGAGAAAACUAUCAUUGCCCCGAAAGUCAAAGACCGCACGCACAAUGUCACUGACAAGGUCACACAGGUUCUGUCUCUGGGGGCGGAUGUUCUACCUGAAUACAAGCUUCAGACGCCACGUAUCGACAAGUGGACCAUCCUUCACUACAGCCCCUUCAAAGCAGUGUGGGACUGGCUGAUCCUUCUGCUUGUCAUCUACACAGCCAUUUUUACACCCUACUCUGCUGCCUUCCUCCUCAAUGACAUCGAGGAGCAAAGGAGGCGCGAGUGCGGCUACUCCUGCUCGCCACUAAAUGUAGUGGAUCUGAUGGUGGACAUCAUGUUCAUUGUGGACAUCCUUAUUAACUUCAGGACCACUUACGUCAAUGCCAAUGAGGAGGUGGUCAGCCACCCAGCUAAGAUUGCCAUCCACUACUUUAAAGGCUGGUUCCUCAUAGACAUGGUGGCAGCCAUCCCAUUUGACCUCCUUAUCUUCGGCUCAGGAUCAGAUGAGACCACCACUCUGAUUGGUCUGCUGAAGACAGCCCGCCUCUUACGGCUGGUACGCGUUGCCCGUAAACUAGACCGCUAUUCAGAGUAUGGUGCUGCUGUCCUCAUGCUGCUCAUGUGCAUCUUCGCCCUCAUCGCCCAUUGGCUGGCGUGCAUCUGGUACGCUAUUGGCAAUAUGGAGAAGCCUUACCUGGAGCACAAGAUUGGAUGGCUGGACAACCUGGGGCUGUCAAUAGGAAAAAAAUAUAACUACAGUGACCCGAGCUCAGGUCCCUCCAUCAAAGAUAAGUACGUCACAGCUCUCUAUUUCACCUUCAGCAGUCUGACCAGUGUGGGCUUUGGGAACGUCUCCCCCAACACCAACUCUGAGAAGAUCUUUUCCAUCUGCGUCAUGCUCAUUGGAUCUCUAAUGUACGCCAGCAUCUUUGGGAAUGUGUCUGCCAUCAUCCAGAGGUUGUAUUCAGGUACAGCCAGGUAUCAUCUCCAGAUGCUACGGGUCAAAGAAUUUAUCCGCUUCCACCAGAUCCCGAACCCACUGAGACAGCGGCUGGAGGAAUAUUUCCAACACGCCUGGACGUACACCAAUGGCAUUGACAUGAAUAUGGUCCUGAAGGGUUUUCCCGAGUGCCUGCAGGCAGAUAUCUGCCUCCACCUCAACAAGAGCCUUCUCCACGGGUGUAAGGCGUUUCGUGGAGCCACUAAGGGCUGCCUCCGAGCCCUGGCCAUGAGGUUCAAGACUACCCAUGCUCCGCCAGGAGACACCUUAGUCCACUCUGGCGAUGUGCUCACAGCGCUUUACUUUGUCUCCCGUGGCUCCAUCGAAAUCCUCAAAGAUGACGUGGUGGUUGCCAUCCUGGGUAAGAACGACAUCUUUGGUGAGAUGAUGCACCUGUUUUCCAAGCCGGGGAAGUCCUGCGCUGAUGUGCGGGCGCUGAGUUACUGUGACCUCCACACCAUCCAGAGGGAGGAGAUUCUGGAGGUGCUGGACAUGUAUCCAGAGUUUGCCGACCUCUUCCUCACAAACUUGGAGCUGACAUUUGACCUCCGUGAUGAGAACCCCAAGGCAUCGUACCCCAAACCAUCUAAUUCUCACUCCGAUGACAUGAACUGUGGAAGACGUGUAUCUUACAGAAGGAAAUCGUCCACAGGUUCCCACAACAAGGAGCCGGUGGCCGCCUACUGUGAGACCAAGCAGAGGAGACAGAUCUACGCCUCCUCAGCAGCUGAGGAGGCGAGAGAGUCGGCAGAGGAGGCAGAGGACCAGGAGGAGGAGGAGGAGGACGAGGAGGAGGAAGGCAGGGAGGAGGAAGAGGAGCAGAGGCCCUUGUGUUCUGGUGUGCUGGGCUACCCGGUAGUUAGGGACCACUCCCUGGGCUUUGGGCUGAGCAGCACUGCGGAUGCACCGGCUGGAGAGAAUACACAAGACACAGGAGAAUACAAAGAGCGCAACACAGAUGAGUGGGUGCGUAAACGUCCCAGUGGGAACACAGAGGAGUCAGCCCAGUGUCAAGAGGCGGCCGCCGGGGAGGACGACAGUGACACAGACCUCACCUAUGGGGAGGUGGAGCAACGUCUGGACCUGCUGCAACAGCAUCUCAACAGACUGGAGUCGCAGAUGACUGCAGACAUCCAGGCCAUCCUGCAGCUCCUGCAGAGGCAAACGACCGCAGGGCCUCCAGCCUACAGCACCGUCACCUCCAGUCCCGAGUACCAGAGGCCGGCAGUCAGAGUCCAGCCAGUGUGUGCCAUCCAGACCAAUCUGAGCCUCGGCCCUGCUCCGCCUCCACCACAGAGCCCCGGCCCAGAAAAGGUCCAGAACACAUCCAAAGAAACCUCCCCAGUCCUCCUGCACAAAGAGACUCUUCCAGACCAAAACUUUGCUGGUUUACUUGAGUCCAACAAAGACACAGAUCAGAGACCCACACAGAAUGAUGUGCACUCUCUAGAACAACAGCCCCACCAUGAGCCAGCGAGGUUCCCCCCUGGCCGACAAUCCUCUCUACCUGACGUCCCCAGCAGCUCAGGAAUGGUGGGACUCCACAGGCCUGUUUCUGACCCGGGGCUUCCAGAAGCUCUCCCAGACCCAAACCCUCUUCCCUCUCUGAUGUAGAUGUAAGUCCAUUUAUACAGAGGUAUUUAUACACUAUAUAAUUGAUAAUACAGUAUGUAAAGUCAUCAUCUACUGUGUACAUACUUCAAAUAGAACACUGCCAGCAACAAGGCACACCACGUGCUUUUCUAAAAGAGAUAUGCAUGUUUUAGUUCCUCACCUUUUCUGUUGCAUGUUCCCCACACGCACUGCUACUCAGCAGGUGAUCAGGUGUGUUCUCGGCAUGCUCACAGACCACUGUAGCGAUCACGUCUCCUUUUCUAUGACUCCUCCCUCUUCACAGGGACAAAGCUACUUGAAACUCUUUCUAUAAUCUUAGUUUUUCAGCAGCUCCAAACAUUUGACACAGUUUGAAACUCACAAGGAGAUUGGUGUGUAUAUUUAGCGUGCCUACUGUACACCGCAAUGCCACAAACACGUUUGUAAAGCCACUUCUUCACUUCUGCUCACAAUACUCAACACAGUGUACUAAUAAAUGAAUAUGGAAGCUACGUGGACAGGACAUAUAGCACAAGACUUUGUCAGCCUUUGAAAGCAAUAAUGAUGAAAGACUACUGGAAAAGUCACUGAACUCUGGUGUGUUUCUAGAGUUAGAACCAUACUGGGACAAAAGUGAGGAUUUAAUUUAUAUCAGAGAUUAAUAUCACAUCCAUAACACGUCACUGACACCUAACACUUUAUAUGUUCAACACACAAAUAUGACUUGCUUGAAGAUGUGUAAGAAAAAAACAAGAGACUACAACAUCCAGUCUAAUUACUGUAGAACUGCCUGCGUCAUAUCAAUAUAACACAAGGAUGUUGCAGUCAAAACAUGUAAGAGACACCUCUGUUGAAGCAAUUUGACCAUUAAUCAGCAGCUAUUCUAAGUUUUUGCCAUGUCCUCAACAUGUAAAUUAGAUUUUCCCUGCCCUCUGUGACGACACGAAACCGACUUUGGCUCGAGGAACAACCCCUUCCUUUUUGAGGCAGGUCUAUUUAAAGAGUUGGAUACUUUAACAAUGUGAGUUAGGGAUAUUUUCCAAGAUUUCUCAAGAAAUAAACAUUGUGAAACAUGUCCAGCAUGUAAACAUGGGGAAAUUGUUGUGGAUCUGGAGGUAUGUGUACCUUCUAUUUUAUAAAUUAGCUUAUUUCUGAAAAUAUACCAAAAUGUAAUUGUGAUCUAAAAACAUAAUCUGGGAAAUUAUGACCACAUUAACCCGUCAAUCCCCAGAUUAAAUUUGCACAUAAUGAAUAACUGUGACUAUCUUGGGACCUGAUGUUCCUAUAGCAUUUUAUGUCUUAUCUGCUACCAAUACUCCUGAUAUACAGCACUUUAAACAGCUACAUUCAUUAAAAUAAAAUAAACCUUUUUCUCAAUUUGCCUCGACAUUAAUGUCCAUUAGUGUUUUGACUGCAGCUGGACAGAAGACAACCUCUUGUACGUGUACCUGUACUUUGGCCGCAUGCUUUAGGUCUUCCAUUAUCUAAAAAAAAAAAAGUACAAUAUUCUGAAUAAAGCAUCAUCAUUAACGAACAAAAAUCACCUGAGUAAAUACACAAACAAGUAGUACAGCCUUUAAUAGCCUUAGCUUUAUUAGCCUUUAUAAACAACAUCCAUCCAAAGCAGCAAAAUCCUGCUUCUCCACCGUCACACAUGUAUAUGUUAUGAACCAUGAACUGCAUGAAGAAAAUUAAUUAGUCAUUUUAGUUUUCUAACGACGACACAAAGUCAGACAAAAGCUCAUGUACUGCAUGGAGACUGCACUUGAGGAGAUUACAAAAAAAAGUCUCAAUCGACUGUGUAUUACUGCAUUAAGAAACAGCACAUAACCACAGAGAUUUCCAGAUUACAGUUAGACCUAUUUUUCUAAAAACAAAGUAUUUAAUUUGCCAUUAUUUUUCUAUGUACCUGAGUUGUUGUUGUUGUUUUUUUUCCCUUUAAACCCCCCUGAUGUGUUAGAAUGUUGUGGAGCGCUGAUGGAAAGUUGAUGAAUGCAAUGCACAGCCUCCCAAUGUAGCAAGCAAGGCUUCCGCAACAGGCAGCACUUAAAGCUAAGUGUUGCGCUGACUGUGUUCUGUUCGAGUAGUAUGUCUUGAGCUGAUAUUGCACAAUGAUUUUUGUGUCAUUACUGCUGAGUUUCCACGUGGAAUUUCCCCUCUGAAUUUAUUCAGCGCGUUGAUGAACUAAACCUAAAUCUGGGAUUCAUUCUGUCCCCGACACCUGUGCACCCUCGUCCAAUAAGUGAAAACACAGUGAAGUGAUGAAAGUGUCUGUAAGAUGUGGGAGAGAGCACUUGAGGAAGGAGCGAUGUGAAGUGGAAACAGAAGAGUGAAACCUUUAAUUUAUUGGAUGAUACAAACCGUCCCUAGCUGAAUGUGGGGUGCUUUCUUUGUUGAGCUUUUUCUUUCUUGAGCACAAAUGUAGAACAAAAGUUGCUUAAGCCUAAGUCGACGUGUCCGACGCCUGAAUUGUCGUCUACUGAACUUUCCUAGGACUUGCAAACUUUUGCACAGAGAUCAGAAAUCUUGCUGUACUGGAUACAAAAUGUCACUUUUUAAAUCUAGUGCUGUUCACAAUUGUUUUUAUGCAUUUUUUUAAAUGUUUGCCACUGUAUUUUAUACAAUGCAACACUUAACAGCUAAUUUGAAUGUUUCUGUUCUGAACUAUAUUUAAAGAAAUGGAAUAUAUUGUGUAAAUAGUCUUGGGUGGUGGGGGGGAUCAUUCAGUUGUAUAAAUGAAUAAACAGAAUGCAUACUGGUUAAAAAGUGUUUAUUAGAAGUAACAAAAUAUGAUAGUUCCUACCACACUUGAUUGCAGUGUUUAUGUAGAAAACCUGGCUUUAUUGGAAGUGAAAAAAGUAAACAGAAAUCUAGGAAUAUAAACAUAGAAGAUGUAAGCUCUCAGUAUCAUUAAUAAUGGAGUGAAUUUCUAUCCGCACACAGUCACUUUGGCUUGUUAUCACGUUAUACAUCUAUAAUUCCAGGCUCCAUUGAAGUCGUGCACAAUAUUUCCCGCAUAUAUAUUAAAAAAAGAAGCAUUGACAGAUACAGCACUAGCUACACGUUGAUUACUUUAAAGUUCAGUGUAAAAGCAAUGCAACAUCACGUUAAUGGGCUUUUUGCACAGCAGCCAUUUU